This is a messenger RNA of Gossypium raimondii (Peruvian cotton), 974 nucleotides long. RefSeq lists its product as uncharacterized. The coding region runs from base 43 to 720 and encodes 225 amino acids. The record is from RefSeq and is a predicted model, not a curated record. The transcript has 5 exons. NCBI's taxonomy places the organism in Eukaryota, Viridiplantae, Streptophyta, Magnoliopsida, Malvales, Malvaceae.
AAAAAUAAAAAAUUGAAGCACAAUAGUAGUGGAAAAAGAAGAAUGAAUUCAAAGCAGACUCCGACUAGGGGUUUUGGACAGUAUUCUAUUGCUUCAUCGUUUCUCUCACGUCCUUCCCAUUCUUCCAAGGAAGUACAGAAGGAUUUGCGUUGCAAAGAUUCGAAGAAGCUUGCAUCAUUAUCAGAUUUUCUAAAUCAAAAGCUACCCAGAAAUUCGGGUAUUCCCAAAACUGUUCAGGAGAAAUCAAGGCCUUUUUCAUCGCUAUUAUCUUCAAAUGAAGGGAAACCUAUUGACAAGCAGAACGAAAGGAAGAAAGAAGAGAAAAUUGAUGGCCUUAAUGAAGUUGUUUUUGAGCAGUUCAAGCAAGAUAACUCUGAGAAAAUAGAUAGUGUAUUAAGUUCAAGCGUUGUUGGCGAAGAAGAAAAUUCAAGAAAAAGACGGAAUCCAUUUGAAGGUGUAGAUGAACAAAGAAGAACACGGAAGCCUUUUCUAGUUCUGGGAGAGGAAGGUGAUGAUGAUCCACAAAACAUAAAGAAAAGGGGAAGAAAGGAGUGUUCUACAAGCAACAAGAAACCAAAGCCCCAUUAUAAUCACUAUGCAAAUGGUAGUGGGUGGUGGGACUGUGACAUGGAAGGCGUGGACAGCGAGGAAGUUGGCUAUGGCGAAGUAUGGGAAGGGGUUGGCUCCACAACCUUUGGUGGAAUAGUAGACUGGCAUUGAUACUAGUCCCUGUUGCAGUAAGUUCUAAACUUAACUCAUGCUAACUGCUAUGAGAUAUGUUCAUCAAAGUUUCUAAUUUUGGUUAUUAUGAAUAGAAUCUAAAUCCAUGUUUUCUGUCAAUAUGUAUAACUGAUCUAGAUGUAGAAAUACGGUUUGGAGUUUUUCUCCUAUGGUGCAAAUAGUUGUUGCAACUCUUCUAUCUCAAUUGAAAAACUUUGAUGAUCAAUUAUGAUAUACAUGUAGAGAUUUAAGCA